Molecule: messenger RNA, 972 nt
Organism: Diaporthe citri
Lineage: Eukaryota; Fungi; Ascomycota; Sordariomycetes; Diaporthales; Diaporthaceae
Exons: 2
Coding region: 1-972 (323 amino acids)
Source: RefSeq, a predicted model, not a curated record
AUGACGAUACUAUGGAUUGUCCUGGAAGGCGCCCUAAUCGGCGCCUUGGGUGUCAAGGCCACCUCAGAAAGUUCCACUCCUUACCAAGCUGCGCUGGACAUUGAACACGACGGUUUCGAGAGUCAUGCAUCACUCAGUGCUGCACAUCUGGACAUCCUCGACCCCAUGUUGGAAGUUCUGAGCACGAUGCAGGAAGAGUACUUUGCCCCAUGGUUAGGAACGUGGCCAGAAGCAAUCGACUGGACCGCCGCCGUGAUGGGCACGCACGUCUCCGGCGCUCUCAGCUCUAUAUCCCGCGCCCUCGACCUUCUCCCAGUCUCAGGACAGGCUGGCGACCGAAACAAAGAAAACCUCGUCACCCUCUUUUUCUCGCAGAUUCUGGGCUACUAUUUCGGGCAGGAUCACUUCGCCAUUAGGAACGAGGCGUACGAUGACAUCCUUUGGGUCGUCCUCGGCUGGCUCGAAACGAUCCAAUUCAUCGACCUGCACACAACGCUCAACUUCCAGGACGUCGUCGAUGCUCCAGGCUUUGCAAAGUGGCACGGUAAUAUAUGGACACCCGCAUUCUCCCAUCGAGCACGGAUAUUCUGGAAUCUCGCCAAGGCUGGCUGGGACUGGGAUCUCUGCGGCGGAGGUAUGACUUGGAACCCCAGGCUGGAACCGUACAAGAACGCCAUAACCAACGAGCUAUUCAUAUCGGCAUCGGCUUCCAUGUAUCUGUAUUUCCCUGGAGAUUGGAAUGACUCGCCCUUUUUCAACGGGUUGGACACCUCCAGCGACGAGCAUUUCACUAGGCCCCGCGGGGAUGAUGUCUUCAGGCCUCACGAUCCUAUCUUCCUCCAAUUCGCACAAGACGGGUAUCGAUGGCUCGAUGAGUCCGGCAUGAUGAAUGACCAAGAAGCUACGCCGAUGGCGAGCCACCGGAAGGUAGCAAGCUUCCGCCGUGGCAUGGCCUCGGCCGUGCCGGUGUAA